Molecule: messenger RNA, 2553 nt
Organism: Centruroides sculpturatus (bark scorpion)
Lineage: Eukaryota; Metazoa; Arthropoda; Arachnida; Scorpiones; Buthidae
Product: glycogenin-2-like
Exons: 8
Coding region: 255-2411 (718 amino acids)
Cellular component (GO): cytoplasm
Molecular function (GO): glycosyltransferase activity
Source: RefSeq, a predicted model, not a curated record
UUGUAUAAAGUCUAUCAUCUUUAUUGAGUGGAACCCGAAGGAGAUUCACGAUCCUUAAAUUUUGUAAAUUAAUAUUUUUCUCGAAAUGUGGCUUUUCAUCCCUUGAUAAUCCAAAAAAAAAUCUGCUCAAGUGAUAAGCUAUUCGAAAAGCAUGUUCUUCGAUAGGUAUAGAGGAAUACUCUGACUUGCGAAACGUAGAUAUAAAUCUUAUGUAAAGAAUUUCGACAGUUUAUCUGCCCUAGAAGAAUUUGAAAAUGGAAAGAAAAGAAUCGAAAAGUCGCCGUUCUGAGUUUUGCCCUUCUUGCUCUCGAGUGAUGAUGUCCUACGUUAAUACAAUGCAGGAUUUUCUAGAUAAAGUGGUUGAAGAAAUAGAGUGCAACACUCCACCUCGGCGAGACGCUGUCCCAGCGAGGACAUUAAUCCGGGACCUAUCUGACGUAAGAAGACGUCUCCCUUUGCGUAGAGGUCAAACUUCUAGGGCGGAGUCUACGUUAACCGAAACGACAGAGUUGAAAAGUGAAACAAAAAAUGUAGUUUGCGAAGGUAGCAACGAUCUUCCAAAAUCCCAAUAUUUAAUAAAGGAUAAACAAAUACCGGAUCAUACUCAAGAACAAGUUAAGCCGCCUUAUUCAUUCGAAUCCCCAAUAAAACACACACAAAAACAAGAAUAUGCAGAAAUUUCAAGAAGUGACUCUCACGUACAGAAUCAGUUUCGACCUUCGGAAGCUUAUAAAUCAAGCCCAGAAUUACAAAAUAAGCAAAAUGAAUACGAUAUUCCAUCUCCCUCAAUAGAUCAGAAAUACGAAAUCAAUUUUCAGAGUCACAUUCCUAGUGAAAAAUAUCAAAACGAAAUUAAAUCAGCGGAGUUAGAUAACACACUACCAGUUGCAAAUAGUCAGAGUUCUGAAAUCUUGCAACAGUCAGAUGAAAUCACAAAUUUAAUGCAAAAUAUUAAAGAUACAAAACAAGAUAUUCGGUAUUCUCCAACAACUGAAUAUCAGAAACAGCAUCAAGAGGAAUCUACCGAUAUUCAAAUUUAUUCUGUUGAGGAUGGUCACGCUCACACCUCGGAUGAUGGCAGUCGGUACCCUUCGUCCGUUAAAGAAAUGCCUCAUUUUGAACCAUCGUCGCCCGAAGUGCCUCAUAUCGAACCACCCUCACCCGAAGUGCCAUUACCACCGACGUGGGUUGAAAAUAUGCUAAACAUAUGCGAUAUUCCGUUAAUAAUACCACCGGAAUACGAAAGAGAAGCUUACGUGACAAUGGCAACGAAUAAUCUAACGGCUAUUGGCGCUAUGGUAUUGGGAAAUUCUUUGAGAUUAUCUAACACCUCCAGAACUUUAGCCGUCCUUAUAGCGGACGAAGUAACUGAUGAAUUGAGGAAUGUGUUGGCAUCUGUGUUUCACGUAGUUCAACGUAUUUCUUCUCUAGAACCCAUGGGUAGCACCAAAUUAGCUUUACUAGAGCAACCAGAAUUGGGUAUUACAUAUUCAAAAUUGCUUGUUUGGCGAUUGACGCUGUUUGAUAAAUGCGUGUUUUUAUCGCCAGAUACUUUAGUUAUUCAAAAUUGUGACGAGUUGUUCGAAAGAAAUGAAAUAUCCGCCGUACCAGAUAUUGGUUGGCCGGAUUGUUUUAAUACCGCAGUUUUCGUCUUUACUCCAUCAGACGAAACUUUUUGGAAUCUAGUCAGUUUUGCAGAAACAAAAGGCAGCUUCGAUGGUGGAGAUCAGGGUCUGCUUAACAUGUACUUCAGAACUUGGUCGCUAGAUCUCCAUAAACGUUUACCAUUUAUCUACAAUCUCAUGGCGAAUGUUAGUUACACCUAUGGUCCCGCUUUUGUAAAAUUUGGAGGUAAUGCCAAAGUAGUUCAUUUCUUUGGAACAACCAAACCGUGGAACGUCCAGUUUAAUGUCGUAACGGGUCAAUUAGCACCUUUCAGUGGAGUUCACCCAACUUUCUCCUCUUACGUUCAAUAUUGGCUGACAAUCUUUGCGCGAUGUGUUUUACCACUUUUCUCGCAAGACGUUCAAGAAUAUUCGACAUCGAAUAAUUACGUGAAUGCGUUAGACUUGGCGAGAAUCGUGGCCGGUUCGAAUGAUGCAGUUUUCUCCUUUUCUCCUCCGUCUUUCAGGCGUUACUUAGAUUCUUCGGAACCAGUUUCCUUUCCGUCCGAAAAAGUACAAAAUACAGUUUUGGUUCGCGUGGAUGAGGAGGAAUCCAGUUCGGAAUCUGAAGAGGAAUUACCCACGAUAGAGAAAUCCGAAGAGGAAACGAAAGACGAGAGUUUGAAUGAUUACAAUAGAAUGUUAGCUUGGGAACAAGGAAGGAUGGAUUAUUUAGGUCACGAUAGUUCGGAUAAUGUCUUGAAGAGGUUGGAUCAUGCCAUUAGAAAAGGGGAUAGAUCGUCUUAGAUAUUUUUGUAUUUAUUGCCGUUUUAAAUAUUUGUUAGUUCUUAAUUUAUAGCGGACGAUCUUUUUAUCGGUCCAAUUGUUGAUUUUUGGCUUAAAUUUAACAUCCGGAAUUCAUUUGAAUAAAAGUAUUUUGAACUGCUUA